Messenger RNA from Ambispora leptoticha, 176 nucleotides. Lineage: Eukaryota; Fungi; Glomeromycota; Glomeromycetes; Archaeosporales; Ambisporaceae. The record is from the annotation of a GenBank genome assembly.
UGCAGCAAGCCGGCUUAGCUGGCCCAGCCGGUUCAGCCGCGGCUCAGCUGUGGCUGAGCCGCAGCAAAUAUUCCACAAACAAGCGUUUUGCGAAGAAUUUAUGCUUAGUUCGUGAGAUAAUCGAAGUCGAGUUACUUGGUUUGAAUUACUGCGGAUCAGCCAUGGCUGAUCCGUAG